UGCAUUACUCGGCUCACUCGUCUCCUCCCUCCCCAACCCCCCAUGCACCCGCAGGUGAUUCAGCUGCGCCGCUUCAACUUCUGGGGUGUGGAGGCGGAGUCGCGCCGCGAGCCCGUGUUGGACCGCCUCACAUGGCGAUGUGCACAGCCCAUGUGGCACACGGAGGGGUGGGCGGGCUGGCAUGACAAGCUGGCCGUCAACCCACAAACCAUCCUGCCCUACCUGAUCCACCACUCUUCACUGCACCACAUCCUAUGUUCCCUUGCAUCCUUCUCUCGUCACUCUCCUCCCAUUUCUUCUCCCUCCACAUUUUCCUUCAACACGUCCUCCCCCGCGUUCCCGCCACCCCUCCCCCCUUCCACUCGCCCCGCCAUCAGCUCAGUGGCGAUCCACACCACCACGGCGCCCCCGGAGUCGGUGGCAACGGCCCCGAGGGACGUGCUGCACCUCAACCACUUCACAGCCAUGGCCAUCGACCUGGCGCAGCACCCCUGCCGCUCCUGGGUCAAGCCCGUGCUGGACCGCGGCCUCACCUGGGUCACCCCGCGCGCCCUCAAGUGCCGCGCGCUGCCCUGCCGCCGCUCCACGCCCCUCGAGUGCUGGCCCUUCUGCAUCCUGCCGUGGCAGGGGGAGGACGACGGCAGGGGGCAUCGUGCUGGUGGGGGUGGAGGGGCAAGGGUGGCUAAAACGGAGAGUGUGGAGAGUGGGGAGGGAGAGAAGAGUAAUGAGUCUGUCGAAGAUACGAUGUAA
This is a messenger RNA of Closterium sp. Naga37s-1, 750 nucleotides long. NCBI's taxonomy places the organism in Eukaryota, Viridiplantae, Streptophyta, Zygnematophyceae, Desmidiales, Closteriaceae. The record is from the annotation of a GenBank genome assembly.